UUUUUCGGACGGAAAACGAUUCAUUAAACCCUAAAGAAAUGUUCUGGAGUAGAAGGUGUCAAGGGGCCGUCAUAUUUUGUACGAAUAGCGGAAGUAAUUUACACCGUUGAGAUCUUGUCGUAUCUUGAGCAAGAUCUGUUCGUUUCAUUACGGGGCCGUGUUGUACAAACUGCUUCAUCAAUACCAGUUGCCACAUACACUGCACAGACGUAUACAGCAAUGAUGAUGAAAACAGUCCUAGAGUGCGAUGACACCAAUUCAGUGGACACCUUGCAGUCCUUUACCUCCAUCGAGGAUGACCGCGACAGUGUCAACUCCUCCAGCCCCAGCCCCGCCAAGAGCCGGUCGGGUGUUGUGACAGGUCGGGGCAUCACCUUGGGCAUGCUGAUGGCAGAUGGCAUAGUGGAGUCUGGUGACGGCCUCCUCACCAUCGACUACUUGGGGAGGAAGUUCACAGCUGACUUGUUGGAGAGUGGCAAGAUCAAAUGGUCCGGCCAUGAAUUCAACUCACCCAGCGCCUGGGCAAUCCACAUCAAAAAACUGGUCAAUCCUGCCAAGAAGUCGGGCUGCGGCUGGGCCUCGGUUAAAUAUAAGGGCAAGAAAUUAGACCUUCUCAAGUCAACCUGGUUCAGUCAGAUGAAGAUCAACAUGCCAGGCUUUGAAGACAUGCCCGAUCUUCAAGAUGGCGAGAACGGAUUCACAAACGGGCACACUGGGGAGGAUGUUGAUGAAGAGAGAGAUGAGGAUGAGGGCAUGCACAGCAGUCCUGCCGACAGACCAAACCCUCCUACCUCGGAAUUAACAAGAGGCCAAAAACGAAAGCUCAGUACAAGUGAAAGUGGUACUUAUACGCAUAAAGAGGGUAUGGCUCACCCACUAAAGAAACAGGAAGUCAGUGAGCGAAGGGUGGUGAAGUAUUCUGAUAUCACGAAAGAGGACCUGGAAAGGAGUCCCAAUACAUUAGUUGAGUGUCUUCCAUUUAAUUCUGUUGGUAGAAUGCAACCUUUCACUGUCUCAACUACAACAAAUUGCCUUCUUGUUAUGGAUUUCCACUGCCAUCUGACUACCAGUGAAGUUGUCGGUUACCUAGCAGGGAAAUGGGAUCCAAGUACACAACACAUGUCCGUUCUACAAGCAUAUCCAUGCAGAUGUCGACUAGGCGACAAAACCAAGGCUUCCGUUGUUGAAGAGGAGAUUCGGCAAGCAAUAGCAUUACGGGGUCUACAGUUGGUCGGCUGGUACCACAGCCAUCCCUGCUAUCCGGCCCAGCCCUCGUUGAAAGACAUACAGACCCAGAUGGAUUACCAGCUACAGAUGAAAGGAGAGGGUACGGUCUAUCAGCCCUGCCUGGCUCUUAUAUGUGCACCGUUCAACUUGAAUAAGCGGCAGAAAGAGUCAAGUCUCAAAGCCUUCUGGGUGAUGCCACAAAUAGAGGACCGUGGGCGGACCUGUAGAGGAAUGCCCAUGACAAUGCAGUUCACCUGGCAGUCUGAUAUCUUCUUGACCCAGGAGACGUUACUAGAAAUGAAAUACCUGGUUGACUUCUACAAGGACAGUCCCGAUAUGGUGCAAUUCUCAGAGCCAUGGUUCAAAUCUGAAACAUUCCUUGACAAACUGAAGGGUUCACUGAUGAAGAAGUUCCCCAAAGACCAGACUGACGGCAGGCUGCUGGAAUACAUCCACAAUCUUCUAGUCACCCCAGCCACAUAGCACCAGCCUUAUUUAGACCUACCGGUAGCAUGAGAUACACGGAGGGGAUCCGAGGGGCAAGACGUGGGUUGAUAGAGUGAGCAAGAUGGACCAGAAAUCUAGAUGAGGCAGCAAGGAGAGGAGAAAAAGCUUCUUGCGAAAGAUAGAGCCAGGUUCAACCUGAAUUCCAAGCACAUUCAACCUGAAAUUGAGUACACUGCGCUGAGACCACAGAAAGGAAUUGACAUCCGUUGAUUUGUGAUGAUGACUGGAAAGGUAAUUGUUCCAAACUGGCAUUAUUGUUUGGUGUCAUGUUCUAGAUGCGAAGAGCUGUGUAUCUUACCAACGAGUGGAAGUGUGGGCAAGGGCAUUGGUGUGGGCAGCGAUGGUUACACAUACAUGCAAACUGCUUUGUCGUUGUCAAGAUCCCUCCUUUUCCCGGUCUUUUGGCCAGAUGUACCUGUAAAAAACCCCAAAUGUAUGAUGUACAUUGUACUCAUCCUACUUGUGUGGGUUUCAGAGAAGUGUCUUAUAUGGAGAACUUGAGGCAUGGAAUGGUACAGAAUUUCCAUCAGGUUUUUAUUUUCCUUGUAUUACAAGGUGGGCCCAAAGACUGCACAUGGCCAAGAGUGCCUUGGUCCAAAUGAUCAGCACCCUUGGUACCUUUGUAUUAUCUUUUGUCACCCAGCCGGCGUCUUUAAACCUGUACACAUUCCUCCCAGCAUGCAAGCUUCUUGGCAAGAAGAAAUGGAAGCAAACUGUCGUGCUUUGAGAAUGUAGCAUCUUUCUCUCCCAGUCACCUUUAUAACCAUAGUCUUAAUACUUACUAACUUUGCUGGUGCAUCUAUGCAGUUUCCCCUGUAUGAAAUGCAGGCAGCCUGUGGUGGCAGGGCUUGUCAGAUCCAGGGAAGCCAUACAAACUGCUUCCCGAAAUACUGAAUUCUUCUGUAUGAUUCUGUACCUUUGUCAGAUCUUUGCUUGUUGGCUUCCAUGAAGGUUACAUGGUAACAUAUUCUUUUUGCAUAGUCGUGGAGACCAACCACGUGGUUUUUUGCAAAUAGUGAAUGUCUGAGGCCCAUUUACUAGCAUGCAUGGUGCUGGAAAGUGGUAACAGAAUGGAGUAACGUUGCGCAAUCGCUUACAUUUACACAGGAGCAGAAACCCAUUUGGUAUUUAUGUUAAUGAUAUUGCGCAUUCACGUAUCAACCAGGGCCCAAUUUCACGGAGCUGCAUAACAAUUAGUAGAAACGUUUUGCCAACUUAAGCAGAAAACCUUGAUAACAUUAACCACUUUGCGCCACGCCCAUGUAUCCAUGUCGAUUCUGCUCGGCCGGGUGCCACAAACAGUGGUAUAAUCUUUCAAAACAGUGACGGAUUUCCUUUGCUAUUGGCAACUGUAAAAAUGUUGGAAAUUCCCAACAGCUCGGUCUUUUGUUCCAAGUAAAGUCUUUUGUUAAAAGGCCCAGUUCCCUUU
Molecule: messenger RNA, 3163 nt
Organism: Acanthaster planci (crown-of-thorns starfish)
Lineage: Eukaryota; Metazoa; Echinodermata; Asteroidea; Valvatida; Acanthasteridae
Product: MPN domain-containing protein-like
Molecular function (GO): metallopeptidase activity; protein binding
Source: RefSeq, a predicted model, not a curated record